AUGGCAGCCGCUGAUAUCACCGCGAUGCCCCGUGAUGCCGCGUUCGUCAAGUCGCCUGACCAUAGCAACAGAGACGAACCCGAGAUACCCCUAGACUAUGAUCCAGAACAUCGAGUCGAGCCUGUGCCAAAGUCGGGAUUCCCUCACCACCUCUAUCCGCGAUGGAUCGGACAGAAGUUCACCCCCAACGGCGCAGUGCUUCCUUACCCUGGCAAUACAAUUGUCUGCCACCUCCCCGAAAAUAGCCCUCUUCGACCAAGACUGCUAGACCUCUACCAUGAUAUUCAGCAGCAAGAAUUCUCUUCCCUUUUCACCCUGCUUCCACCAAGCAGCUGGCACAUGACAGUCUAUGAGGGUGUGACGGACCAGAUUCGCACUCGAAGCUGCUGGCCCGGCGAACUGCCACUGGACUCUACACUCCGGCAGUGCCACGCUCAUACUGCCUCGAGGCUUGCGGACUUCGACGCUGGGCUGGGGACACCCUUCGUGAUGAAGAUUGUAAGCUUUGAGGAGCUUGACGAUGGCAUCGCUCUGAAGCUUGCGGCUUCCACUCCAGAGACAGAUACUAAUUUGCGCGGGCUCCGCGAUCGUCUGUCCCACACGCUCAAAAUGCGCCACCCCGGCCAUGAGACUUAUUCAUUCCACCUUAGCAUAGCGUACACCCUGCGACACCUGAUGGAAAAGGAGCGAGCUCGAAUAUGGGCUUAUCUGCAAGCCUGGCAGGCGAAAUCACAGAUGUAUUUCGACUUGGGAAGUCCCGAGUAUUGUGUGUACGAUGACAUGUUCGGCUUCCGGAGGAUGUUCUUGCUAGAGGGCUAG
Molecule: messenger RNA, 819 nt
Organism: Cyphellophora europaea CBS 101466
Lineage: Eukaryota; Fungi; Ascomycota; Eurotiomycetes; Chaetothyriales; Cyphellophoraceae
Exons: 1
Coding region: 1-819 (272 amino acids)
Source: RefSeq, a predicted model, not a curated record